Molecule: messenger RNA, 4464 nt
Organism: Odocoileus virginianus texanus
Lineage: Eukaryota; Metazoa; Chordata; Mammalia; Artiodactyla; Cervidae
Source: RefSeq, a predicted model, not a curated record
UCCGGGAUCCGGCAACUUUGGGCAGCGCAUGCGCGCCCGCAGCGCUCCAUCCCAAACACACACACAUUUUUCCCCCGGACUUGGAAAGUCACCCAAAGCCGCCCCAAGUGCAGGCAAACAGACCUCGCUGAGUGAAGGCGAAGACCAUCCAUCUUACCUGCCUUUCCUGCUGUCUCAGCGUUGGCCCUUCCUAUAGAAGGGGGUCCUGCUGCUCCAGUGGUGUGUGUGGGAAUGGACUUCGGACCCCAGGUUCUUGGGAUGCAAAGGAUGAAGUGACACCCCCACCGCAAGAGAGGAGCCUCUAGGACCCACGACAAGAGUUUGGGACCAAAGAGAGGAGAAUGGAUCUUGGUACAGCUGAAGGCACCCGGUGCACUGACCCGCCCGCAGGCAAGCCCGCGAUGGCAGCCAAGCGCAAAGGCGGCCUGAAGCUCAAUGCCAUCUGCGCCAAGCUGAGCCGCCAGGUGGUGGUGGAGAAGGGCGGGGAGGCUGGCGCCCACGCCGAGGGCAGCCCACUGCGGCCCCGGGACAAAGAGCGCAGUGGCCCCGAGUCCGGGGUGGCCCGGGCCCCCCGCAGCGAAGAAGACAAGAGGCGGGCGGUGAUUGAGAAGUGGGUCAAUGGGGAGUACAGCGAGGAGCCAGUGCCCACGCCCGUUCUGGGGCGGAUCGCCCGGGAGGGCCUGGAGCUGCCACCUGAGGGUGUCUACAUGGUCCAGCCCCAGGGCUGCAGCGAUGAAGAGGACCACGGCGAAGAGCCCCCCAAGGACGGCAGCGUCCUGGAGGAGAAGGACUCGGAUGGGGCAGCCUCCAAGGAUGACGGUGGUCCCAGUGCCAAGCAGGCUUCAGGAGAGGCCUCUUCACUGCGGGACUACGCGGCCUCCACCAUGACCGAGUUCCUUGGCAUGUUUGGCUACGACGACCAGAACACGAGGGACGAGCUGGCCAGGAAGAUCAGUUUCGAGAAGCUGCAUGCGGGCUCCACCCCCGAGGCGGCCACCUCCUCCGCGCUGCCCGCCUCCGAGGACGCCCUCAGCAAGCGGGCGCGGUUCUCCAAGUACGAGGAGUACAUCCGCAAGCUCAAGGCCGGCGAGCAGCUGUCCUGGCCGGCCCACGGCACCACGGCCGAGGGGCGGGCGGGCAAGGAGGCGCUGGGCCCCCUGCCCGGCCUGCGGCUUCCCAGUAGCACCGCGCACCUGGAGACCAAGGCCACCAUCCUGCCCCUGCCCUCGCACAGCAGCGUCCCCAUGCAGGGCCUGGUGGCCCGCGCCUCCAAGUACGACUUCUUCAUCCAGAAACUGAAGACGGGUGAGAACCUGCGGCCCCAGAACGGGAGCGCCUACAAGAAGCCGUCCAAGUACGACCUGGAGAACGUCAAGUACCUGCACCUCUUCAAACCCGGGGAGGGCAGCCCCGACAUGGGCGGGGCCAUCGCCUUUAAGACAGGCAAGGUGGGGCGCCCCUCCAAGUACGAUGUCCGGGCCAUCCAGAAGCCUGGCCCCGCCAAGGUUCCGCCCACCCCCAGCCUGGCUCCUGCACCCCUCGCCAGCGUGCCCACCGCUCCCAGCGCCCCUGGGCCAGGCCCUGAGCCAUCUGCCUCCCUGCCUUUCAACACUCCCGAGUACCUGAAGUCAACCUUCUCCAAAACAGACUCCAUCACCACGGGGACCGUCUCCACUGUCAAGAACGGAUUGCCCACAGAUAAACCAGCUGUCACUGAAGAUGUAAACAUUUACCAGAAAUAUAUUGCCAGGUUCUCAGGCAGUCAGCACUGUGGCCACAUCCACUGCGCCUACCAGUACCGCGAGCACUACCACUGCCUCGACCCCGAGUGCAACUACCAGAGGUUCACGAGCAAGCAGGACGUGAUCCGGCACUACAACAUGCACAAGAAGCGGGACAACUCCCUGCAGCACGGUUUCAUGCGCUUCAGCCCGCUGGACGACUGCAGCGUCUACUACCACGGCUGCCACCUCAAUGGGAAGAGCACCCACUACCACUGCAUGCAGGUGGGCUGUAACAAGGUGUACACGAGCACGUCAGACGUGAUGACCCACGAGAACUUCCAUAAGAAGAACACCCAGCUCAUCAACGAUGGCUUCCAGCGCUUCCGUGCCACCGAGGACUGCGGCACGGCCGACUGUCAGUUCUACGGGCAGAAGACCACGCACUUCCACUGCAGGCGCCCCGGCUGCACGUUCACCUUCAAGAACAAGUGUGACAUCGAGAAGCACAAAAGCUACCACAUCAAGGACGACGCCUACGCCAAGGACGGCUUCAAGAAGUUCUACAAGUACGAGGAGUGCAAAUACGAGGGCUGCGUGUACAGCAAGGCCACCAACCACUUCCACUGCAUCCGCGCCGGCUGCGGCUUCACCUUCACCUCCACCAGCCAGAUGACCUCACACAAGCGCAAGCACGAGCGCAGGCACAUACGCGCCUCGGGCUCCGGCGUGCUGGGGCUGCCGCCCUCGCUGCUGGGCGCCAAGGACACGGAGCAUGAGGAGUCCAGCAACGACGACCUGGUCGACUUCUCGGCCCUGAGCAGCAAGAACUCCAGCCUGAGCGCCUCCCCCACCAGCCAGCAGUCCUCCGCCUCCCUGGCCGCGGCCACUGCCACCUCUGAGGCCGUGCCCAGCGCCACCAAGCCUCCCAACAGCAAGAUCUCGGGGCUGCUGGCCCAGGGCCUGCCCGGCUCCAUCCCCCUGGCACUGGCUCUCUCCAACUCUGGCCUGCCCAGCGCCGCACCCUACUUCCCCAUCCUUCCUGGCCGGGGCAGUGCCUCCCUGCCGGUGGGUGCUCCUGGCCUCAUGGGUGCCAUGUCGUCUGGGACAGCAGGCUCAGCAACCCCUGACACACCUGCCCUGGCGGCCUCAGGAGCCGGUGACUCGGCGGCGGCGGGGGCUGCCUCGGUCCCCAUGCCCCCUGCCUCCAUCAUGGAGAGGAUCUCAGCCAGCAAAGGCCUCAUCUCGCCCAUGAUGGCCAGGCUGGCCGCGGCCGCUCUCAAGCCCUCUUCCCCCUUUGACCCAGGAAACGGGCAGCAGGCCACCCCUGCCAGGUUCCCCCCAGCCCCGGUGAAGCAGGAGCCCGGUGAGAGUGCUGGCGCCCCAGGUCCCCACGAGGCCUCCCAGGACCGCAGUUUAGACCUGACUCUGAAGGAGCCCAGUAAUGAAUCAAAUGGCCACGCAGUCCCGGCAAAUUCAUCUCUUUUAUCCUCGCUUAUGAAUAAGAUGUCUCAGGGCAGCCCCAACCUUGGCAGCCUGUUGAACGUCAAGACGGAUAUGGAGGGGGGCCCUGCUGGGGAGUCCCCACCGUUCCUGGGCAAGGCUGUGAAGGCAAUGGUUCAGGAGAAGCUGUCAGAGCCCUGGAAGGUGUACCUUCGCAGGUUUGGCACCAAGGACUUCUGCAACGCCCAGUGUGACUUCCUCCACAAGGCCCACUUCCACUGCGUGGUGGAGGAGUGCGGCGCGCUUUUCAGCACCCUGGACGGGGCCAUCAAGCACGCCAACUUCCACUUCCGGACGGAGGGAGGAGCAGUGAAAGGAAACCCAGAGGCUGCCUUCCCGGCCUCAGCUGCUGAGACCAAACCCUCCUUGGCCCCCGCGUCCCCUCCAGCGCCACCCGUCACCACGGCCACGGCUUCCUCUCUCGAGGGGCCCACUCCCAGCCUGGCUGCCGUGCCCUCCACCCCCACCCUGCUCGCCUGGAAGCAGCUGGCUUCCACCAUACCCCAGAUGCCUCAGAUUCCAGCAUCAGUGCCUCACCUGCCCACUUCGCCCUUGGCAACGACUUCUCUAGAGAACGCCAAGCCCCAGGUCAAACCCGGAUUCCUCCAGUUCCAGGAGAAGUGAGUCCCUCGAUGAGCCGGGAGUCCUGUGUCCCCCGGGUGUCUCAGGAGUAGGUGCUAGCCAGGGCCGCUGAGGAGGCGCUGCUCCUCGCCUUGCAGGAGCCCUGGCCAUCCCCAGCCUCUCUGGGACCCAGUCCCCGGGCCAUGUCCUUCUAGCCAAAGCUGCUGCUGCUGCUCAGACCUCACUGCCUGUUCCUAGAGCAAGCAGCUGGGGUGGGGGGUGGGGGGUGAUGGUGGAGGCAGUGGCCAUGGUUCUGUAGAGGCCAGUGGCGACGCUGCGAGGACCAGCCGGGGUGGGCUGGCCAGGGUGGGCUGGCUGGGGUGGGCCUCACCCGGCAAGGAGAGCUACGUCUCCCUCCGGGCCUCACUGUUGGUCUCUGUGGCUCCUGCCUGCAACUGAAUCUCUGCAGGGCAAGCCAAGUCACAGCGGGGUGGAGGCAAACGGGCUAGACCCUUCUCUGGGUCCCCACCCUCCCGCACAGUGACCUGAGCUCUCGGGGUGGAAGGGACCUUCCUCAAUGGAUGGUGGUGGCUCCUUGCGGCGAGAACGGUGACUCUGUAUCAUGAUGCGUGCGGCUUCCUGUUCUCAAUAAAAGUAAUAAAUUGGAUGUGAACACACA